AAAUGACUGAGUACUGGAAGAGUAAUGAGAACUGGUUCUGCAAGUACUGCAAAUGCUGGGUUUCCGACAAUCCUGUCUCAAGACAGAUUCAUGAAAAUGGAACACGACACAAGCAGAGCGUUGAGGAGAAACUAUCUGAAAUCAGAAGAAAACAGAUCCAAGAUGUCAAGGUUGCUAAGGAUGAAUCUCAUUGGCUGAAGAAGAUGGAGGAAGCUGCUCUUAGAGAUUACAAGAAGAAAGAUAUUGCUUCAAAUAGAGAUUUUACUGCUAAACUUUACAAUAAUGAGGAUCUUCCUGAUGUUGAUGCUAAGUAUGAAAAUAUCAGGAAAUCGAACGAAGUUGGACCCCGGUUGCCCGGAGAACCUGAACCAAAACAUCUGAAGUUCGAACAUAUGCUGAAGGCAGGAGAGGAGAGGGAGGAUAAGGAGAAAGUGAUUGCCCCGGUUAAAGCCUCCUCGUCCGGGACUAAAUGGCAUAACCCGGCACCGCCAAAGAUGUGGUACGAGGCCAGGAGUGAUGAUGGGACGGUUUAUUUCUGGAAUACAAUUACAAAAGAGAGUAGAUGGGAUGCUCCCCCGGGUGGAUAUGUAUCUGUUGAAGAACAAGAAGUUCAUAUCACCAAGAAGGAACAGAAGAUUGCAAAGAAGGCUCAGUUGAUAACUGAGCAGAGAAAGUUACAUUUAAAGAAGAAAGAAGAUGAACCAGAACCAAUCAAGACUGAUCGAUAUGGUGGAAGUGGAUGGAAAACUGUAGAAACUCAAGCUAAAAACACCGUGGACUUAGGUCUUCCAGCUCAUAGUGAGGGUAGAUUACAGCCUGUGAUUAAAGCAACACCUGACAGACAGUACACUUUCAAGGAGAAAACGAUUGAAAGCUUAGGAGAAGUGGUCGGAGCCAAACCUGUCAUCACCUUCAGGAAAAGAAAGAACAACGCAGUUCGGGAAAGAACAGAUGAUGAUUGAGCUUGAUGAUUGAAAACAAAUUUGUUGAAUAAAAACUUAAAAUGUACCUUUUUCCGAUAUUUCAUUCGGGAAAUAACGCUGUUUUUGUAAUAAAUCUUAGAUCUUGUAGAAUAUAGUGUUUUUUUAGUUAAUUAAUUUUAUUCCUGAAUUACGAAACUGAAAAUUUUACUUUCUGAUAUAAUUGCAUUUUGCUUGUUUCAAGUUAUGAAAUAAAAAUCAACAAGAUUUGUA
Eurytemora carolleeae is the source of this 1193-nucleotide messenger RNA. RefSeq names its product WW domain-binding protein 4. Gene Ontology annotation, cellular component: precatalytic spliceosome; nucleus. NCBI's taxonomy places the organism in Eukaryota, Metazoa, Arthropoda, Copepoda, Calanoida, Temoridae. The record is from RefSeq and is a predicted model, not a curated record. The transcript has 14 exons. Bases 3 to 962 code for a protein of 319 amino acids. Gene Ontology annotation, biological process: mRNA splicing, via spliceosome. Gene Ontology annotation, molecular function: zinc ion binding; protein binding; RNA binding.